AUGGUUCACUCGUUGAUCACUUCUGUAUUACAGUUAGCCUCCAAUAAUAUCAUCCCCUCGUCAAAUUCUUUUCUUGAACGAUCAGACAAUGUUGCCGUUACCACCAUAAAAAAUGCGGAUGUGGAAUUUACGAAGCUUAAUCUUCUUCCACAAUCGUCCUUGCUACAAUCCAACACAAAAUCCCUUUUGUCCGAAUUGUUAAAUAAACAAGUUGAACAACGAAUUAAUAAAAACCAACCGUCACAAAUGCAGCGAAAACCAAUUAUUAUUCCAACGACAAAACGAUUGGAAGAUGCAGAAAAUCAUAAUCACAUUAUCACUACUGCCGCUACGAAAACAAAAUCUUUGAAAUUUGGAAAUUGUCCUUUGGUCGUACGUACUCAUAGGAAAGAUGAAUUGUCGUCUAGAAAUGACACACCAACAGCAGACUGCAAAUAUGAAGAACAAGGUGACACAACGACUGAGACGAUUUCAAUUGUCGCUACACGGAAAACCUCGUUUGCUACAUCUCCACGGGUAAUUCGUCCCAGAAACAACAAGAAUACUACCAAGUCAAUAAAAAAUUUUUCACCGCCACCGACACAAAAGAUAGAUAGCAAGAAUGAUGAAUCUAUGGAUUCUGAAGAGGAAAACAUGGAUUCGGAUGAUGAAGGCGCAACUAAUGGCAUAAACACUAGCACAACCCCCAUUUCGACCUCACCUACCUCUUAUAAAUAUGCAACAUCACCGCAGACGAUUUCUGAAAAUGCUUCCAACGAUAACGAUCAUGACGACAACGUUCAAUGUAAUACUUUGACUAAUCAUUUAUCAAAAUUGGUGUCAGCAUCGAGAAUUCAAAGGAAAGUAAAAUCGUUGCCGCCAUAUGAACUUAUUCCGAACGUGAAAAAAGUAAAAAUGGAUUCACACUCGAUAAAUUGGAGUGUGAGCACGAAGAAAGGAAUACCCAUUCCACGAACUUCGAUGAAUAAUAUACAUUAUAAGUGUAAAAAACAACGUUGUAAUAAGUUUGUCGAGGACGCCGAGGAUGUGAAUGAUUCUAAAAAGAUGGAGGGUUUUCGUGAGGUUCGGAAUGGAGAAGAGGGAAUGUUCUGGCCAAUGUCGAUUUAA
Acaulospora morrowiae is the source of this 1107-nucleotide messenger RNA. Lineage: Eukaryota; Fungi; Glomeromycota; Glomeromycetes; Diversisporales; Acaulosporaceae. The record is from the annotation of a GenBank genome assembly.